AUGCUGACACUUUCUCGGUCUGUUGUACCUUCAGAGGUGGGCAAAGGCAUCUACUAUGGCUACCCAAGUCGUCGCCACAGCUGUUCUCAAGUGAACAUACCAGCACCAUGUGUCACCAAAACAAUUUCACACAUUGAAGAUAUAGAGUCGAAAAUACAGGAUCAUCUGAAACAAUUUGAAACUUCUCUCGAAGAAUGGACCAGAAUUUCUUCCAUAAAAGACAUGGAGGAAGAUAUGACUAUUGCCAUACCAGUGAAAAAGGCCAAAUCAGAAGACAGAGAUGUAACAUGUCCAGAAUUAAAGGAAAAAAUGAAAACAUUGCUGUCAGAGUUAAUCAAUCUCAUUCAAAGCCUUGAAACUGACCGAGCCAUAGCAGAACUAGCUUUAAAGCAACAAAAGUCAAGAAGGAAAAAGAUUAGCAUGAGAAUUGACUCUUGGUCUAUCUGGAAAAUUCAGGAGCUUCCAUUAGCUGUGCAAAGAGAGCAUGAGGCCUAUGUCAAAGAUAUUAUAGAAUUACGAUGGCACCUUGAAGAUAAAGGUUACCAAGUAGAAAGUCUUGAAAAACAAAAGAAUAAAUUUGAAGAAGCUAAUAGAAAACUUGAAGAAGAUAUUAAACACAUGAUUGAAAGUGCUGUUCUUCUGGAUUCAAAGCAGAAGCAGGAAGAUGAAGCUCUCAAGCAGCAAUAUCUCAAAAAAGCUGAGGUAUUGGAACUACUCAGAAAAGUUAAUGAAGAACUCAAAAAAUCUAAGAAGGAGUUUGAAACUGCCAAAUCAGAUCUUCAACUAAUGAGAGAAAAUAUGGAAAAAAGUAUUGCUGAUGAAGAAGUAAACAUAGAGGCCUACACGAAAGAGAUGAGUAAACUGAAGAAUAUAUUCACCCACUAUUCUACAUCAAUACAUGAUGUUCAUGUAGAAAUAAAGAAAAGUGAAGAAAAAGUGGAUGAGAUAAUGAAGGAAUCAAAGUCAACCACUGUUAUUUCAUCUGACUUAAAGAAAAUGCUAGAUGAUUUGAAGAGAGUAUUUGAACAAAUUUCCCGGAAGCACAAAAAAAUUGAAAAGAACUAUUUAGAAGCACUCAACAAUUAUUAUGCCACAAAAAGAACAUGGGAUAUUGAGCUUUCUAAUAUCAUGAGAGACUAUACAGAAAUGUCAAAAGCAUAUGAUAGAAUAGUGGAAGAAAAUAAAAAAUUUGUGACUGACAUGGACAGCAUGGCUGAGAAAAUCACGGAAAGCAUGCACAAAAAAAUAGAGUAUGAGAGUGAUAUCCAAAGUUUUCACAGAAUGAAGAAAAAGAAUAGUGUGUAUCUCAAAGAUCUCUAUGAAGAGUCUUAUCGCAUUGGUACUAUUUUUGCCAUAACCAAGCAUAAAACUGAAGAAAUGGAAGAUAAAGUGGCAGAAGUGAGAAGAAAGUUCAAGGGUAGAGAAGAAUUCUUGAAAAAACUCACAAGAGGUGAAGUCGCUGCCGGAAUAGUGAUUCAGAAAAGGCUAUUUGCCAUUGAAGAAAACCAUUUAAUUGAGAGGCAGAAUUUGGUACGUAAGAAAGUAUUAUUCACCAUAGCACUAGACGAAGUUGAGGAGCCUUUGACGGAACUGGAGGGAGAGGCUAUAAAGAUCAGAGUCAUCCACAGAGAACAAUAUGAUACACUUACUGAUAUACUUCAGAGAAAAAAUAAGGUCCGACACAAAGUAGAAAAAACCAAGAAAAAAUUGCAUAAAAAGGAGAAGAAAUCCCGUUCUGCACUAACAGAAACAGCGGGAAAACGUUCAACAAUUUUUAAAGAAUUAGAAGAAGCGAGGAGCAAAACGGUGCUUUAUAAUGAAAGGGCAAUUGACAUAACUAAAGAAUUAAAUGAAAUAGAAGAAGAAAAGAUAAAAAUGGAGAAGGAACUUGAAGUUUUAAAUAAACAGUUUUAUGACCUGAGAUUAGAAAAAGAACUUAUCCAAACUGCCUAUGAUCAUGUUGUGGAGGAGAAAUCAAAAUGCGAUGACAGACUCUAUAAAGAAGGCCAGAAGUUUAGAAAGCUCGUUCAUAUGAGACAAAAAUCUCUGGCAAAUAUUUGUAAAACACAAGAAGAUUUGCUGAAAGAAAACCAUCGUUUAGCUCAAGAGUAUCAAAGGAUUCAGAGUAUUUACUCAAAGGAAAAGGAUGCUUUCUUAAAUAUAUAUGACAGGCAGCGAUCACUGCAUGCUUCAGUUAGUGACAAGAAAGAGUUCUGUCAGCUGCAGAGAAAUCUACACAAGGAGUGGCAGAAGUAUUUCAGACUGAUGGUCGUCUACAGCCAGAUGAGGCUGGCCAACCUCCAGAAAGAAUCUCUGGAGAGUAUUCAGAAAAUAUUAGCUGUGCAGGAAACUUGUCAUUCCUCCAGUAGCAAUUCUCACACCGGCCUGCUCUUGGAUUUGCUGUGGCAUCAGGACAGAAAAAUUGCCACACCUUGUCCAUCUCCUGAGCUACCUUACCUCCAGCAUCACUUCCUAAAUGGGGAAAUUCAGGUCAUGCUAUUGUUGGAUUAUGAAAUGCGCCCUCAAAGGCCCAUGUGUUAA
Perognathus longimembris pacificus (Pacific pocket mouse) is the source of this 2541-nucleotide messenger RNA. RefSeq names its product coiled-coil domain containing 178 (gene Ccdc178). The transcript is spliced from 18 exons. Lineage: Eukaryota; Metazoa; Chordata; Mammalia; Rodentia; Heteromyidae. The record is from RefSeq and is a predicted model, not a curated record. The coding region runs from base 1 to 2541 and encodes 846 amino acids.